AGUGGUAAGAUGAUUGGUGAAUUUAAGUUUGUUAAGUUAAUAUAAAAUUUGUUAAAUUUUAACAUUUUAAAUUUAAUCCAUUUAAAAUGAAUAUGUAAUUUGAAUUAUGGUUCAUUUCGAUCAGUGGCGGUUCCUCCAUAAGUGCACAUGUGCACGUGCACCCCCAAAUUUAAUGCCCGCUCGGAAAAAAAAUUAUUUAUGUAAUUAUAUCCUACAAUUCUCUUAAUCCUAUUUAUAAAAAAAAACGAUUCAUCAAAAUUCAUAAAAUUGAAAUUAAUACAUAAAAAACUAGGAAUUUCUUAUCGGCCGUCACCGCGACCGCCGCGCCGGUAUAAAUCAUUGUAUAAACAAAACUCCAAACCCCCUUUGCCAGCAGCCGAUUCCGCCGAUCGUAAAAUGCUUCGUUCACUGCUCAUGGAACUAAUAGAUCUGAUUGGUCAAUCAUCCGCCGCCCGCACUCUUUGUUUCCCGCGGCGGUCUACCGAUCUAAGCUGGCCCGUGUGCACACGUAAUGAGUGCACUUGUAGUUCGCGUUUGCAAAUAUAAUAGCCGAUGACGCGUGCGUGUUGAAAAUUAGUAUUCGAAAAAUAGUUUUAAAACUCUGUUAAAAUGACGGACAAUUAUAACGUGCAAUAUUUAAAGACAAUUAAAUUUUCUUCUCUUCCAUUGGAAGAAAAAAUUAAAAUUAAAAGUGUUGGACGUCCCAAACCGAAUGUGUUAAUUAUUAAUACAACUAAAUGCAAAAAUCGAGAAUAUAAACGUACUUUUAAAAUAGAAAUGUAUGAAAAAACUGACUGGUUGUGCGGGUGUGAUGUGAGUAAUAGUCUCUACUGUUUUCCAUGCUUAUUAUUUUCAAGCGAUCAGGCAUCAGAUCCAUCAGAAUGGACAAAAUCCGGAGUAAAAGAUUUAGUUCAUUUAUCCGAAAAAAUUAAAAAACAACAGAAUUCUAAAUCACACUUAUCUGCCAAAUUAGGAUUUAAUUUAUUGGGAAAACAAGAUAUUAGACAGCAAUUAAAUAGUGUCUAUCGUUUAAGCAUAGAAAAACAUAAUGUCCAAGUAAAAAAUAAUAGAUAUGUUUUAUCAAAAAUUAUAAACUGUGUAAAAUUUUGUGGUGCGUUUGAACUUGCCCUCCGCGGACAUCGCGAAAAAGAAGAUUCUGUAAACCCUGGUAUAUUUAGGGGACUCAUUAAUUUUUCUGCUGAACUCGAUAUAGCACUGAGGGAUCAUUUGCAGCAAGCCACCAUAUUUAAAGGAACAUCAAAAGACAUUCAGAACGAUUUAUUGGAAUGUAUGCUCUCUGUUUGUCAGGCACAUAUCAAAAAAGAAAUUGCGGCAUCAAAAUUUGUAUCUAUUAUGAGUGACGAAACCAGUGAUAUUUCAAAUAUUUUUCAAAUGGUUAUAGUUUUCCGUUAUACAUUACCGAAUGGCAGCCCCGUUGAGAGAUUUUGGACAUUUGUAAAACCAAAUGAACAUGAUGCUGUUGCCUUAGCUGGCUGCAUAGAAGAAGCGUUAAAUUAUGUUUUAAAAAAUCCGGAUCAAUUAAUUUCCCAAAGUUAUGAUGGAGCAAGCGUCAUGAGUGGCGCUCAAGGUGGUGUUCAAAAACUUAUUAAAAAUAAAUUUAAAUACGCUCAUUACAUCCACUGCUAUGCACACCAGUUAAAUUUAAUAAUGUCUCAGGCAACAAGCAUAAAUACAAAUGCACGCAUUUUUUUUGCCGAACUUAGUGACAUUACUAAUUUUUUUUCAAAUUCACCACAAAGAGUUGCGAUACUGGAUGAAGUGGUUGGAAAUAGAGUUCCAAGUGCAUCUGCUACCAGGUGGAACUUCAAAAUUAGAACUGUGAAUACCGUAUAUGAAAACCGGAAGGCACUUAUAGAGUGUAUGGAAAAAAUACAAUCCACAUCCAGACAAUCCGAUACAAUCACGAAGGCAGGCGCACUUUUAAGAUUAUUGUAUGAUCCUAAGUUUAUUUUUUGGUUAUCCGUUUUUCAUCGAAUAAUGCCUCACGUCAAUAUUUUAUAUUCACAACUGCAAAAAAGAUCAACUGAUUCGGUAACCGUAAAAAGAUGUAUUAAUGAAUUUGAAAAAAAUAUACAGAAAGAACGGGAGACAAUUCACACCAUAAAGGAAAUUGAAUUAGCAAACAUGGAUGAAAGUCAAACUAGAAAAAGAAGAAAGACAGAAGAGAGGCAUUCUUAUGUUUCUACGAUUGUGCAAGCCAAGGAAGUAUGUGAUACUAUACUUGCAGAAAUCAAAAGAAGAUAUUCAUUCACUGGCCAUUUGGAAGUAGCGCACUUAUUUUCAGUUGAAAAUUUCGAGAUAUUUUCAACUAAUUUUCCCACCAAACACUUAAAUUCAGCAAUUAUGAAUUUUUCUUUUCUGAACAAAGAUAAAUUGAAGACGGAACCGGAAAUAAUCUACAAAAGAUCAGAUUUUAGAGAAGUUUCAGGAGCAGUCCACCUACUUAAAUUUUUAGUUGAAAAUAAUUUGCAAACAGAUUUCUCAGAGACUUUUUCAGUACUACAAGCAAUUGUUACGAUGCCAAUGACAACUGCAGAAGCGGAACGUUGUUUCUCCACAUUAAAAAGAAUUAAAACUUUUCUUAGAAGUACAAUGGGUGAAAAUAGGUUGACUGCCCUCGCAAUGUUAUCCAUUGAGAAACAAAUGAUUCAAGAAAUUCCAAAUUUUAAUGAAUUAGUGAUUGAAGAAUUUAUCUCGAAGAAGGACAGACGUAUUGAUUUUCAAUUUAAAACGUGUUUGUGAAAUACAAAAUCUUUGAUAAAAACUAUUACUUAUGUACAUAAAAACAUUUUUUUUUGCGAGGCCAAAGUUAGUACUCAUCGGUGACAGCAGGGUAAGUUAUUUAUUAUUAUUUUUUUAAUUGAGAUAUAGUUUUCUAUUAUUGAUUGGCCUUUGAAUAACGCAAAAAAAUUUUUCGGCGUCGUCGCGUGGCCGCCAAUUUUUUGAUUUUACGUUGUGCAGCCCCUAAAUAUGGAACCACGCGUCGCCGCUGAUUUCGAUCAUUGUCGAAAGAAAAUGGCUCGACAGUACGUGGCUAUCCGCCCCCAAAUGCAUUUUCACCUAAGAACACAUCACGUGACACUUUUUUCGUUUGUAAAAAAUCAACUCUAAAGAAUAUUCUAAGUGGAACAUUUAAAUAAAUUUAAAAUAUUCUUAAAGGUAUAUUCAGAGCGCAUACUUUAAAGACGUAUAUACGGAAAAGUAUUUUAGCGGUAUAUACGCAAUAUAUGUAGCGUAUAUUGUUGGUAUGUGGGCUUAUGGUUGCAAAAGAAACAAUUAGCAAAAGUUCAAGUUCAACCCCUGGACACUGAAAGUAAUAUUGAAAAACUUAUAUCAUGUUCGAUCACAAAAAUUAAAGUGACUUAAAACCAACGAAUCAGUCAACUCUGUUUUUGAUUACUUUGACAGAUGUCUGUUUGGAAAUAACAUUUUUAGGUUGCCAUAUGCAGUGCGUAUCAUCUUGUUCAUAUGAGGUUCAAAAUGAAGAUUAGUAUCGAAGUCUAGUGCCAAAAUUUUACCAGUGUUGGGGCGUUUUAGUUCCUCACCUUGAAUCUUUGUCACGGUUUUGUUUUAGCUUUCUAAAUCUUCAUUUAUUAUAAGUUGUUUGGUCCUCCGGCUUUUUUUGCAAAUUUGAUCUCGCCAGGUUCGUGAUAUCGUUCGAUACCGGGGGCGCAAAUAAAUCGUUUGUGGAGAGGAUCAAGUCCGCCAAUAAAUUCUGCAAAAAUCAAAGAUUAGAUUUGAG
Cylas formicarius (sweet potato weevil) is the source of this 3763-nucleotide messenger RNA. Its product is annotated as zinc finger MYM-type protein 1-like. The transcript has 2 exons. Gene Ontology annotation, molecular function: protein dimerization activity. The coding region runs from base 610 to 2763 and encodes 717 amino acids. Lineage: Eukaryota; Metazoa; Arthropoda; Insecta; Coleoptera; Brentidae. The record is from RefSeq and is a predicted model, not a curated record.